AAUCAAAACUAAUUUGAGGGCGCACGGUACGGACGGAUUCACGGACGCCCGCUGUGCUGAAGCCACUACAAUACUCGAUACUCGUUUUUUUUCUCUCGCCUCGUUCGGACGGCUCUCUGCGUCUGGGAAAAGUUAACUGGAUAAAAUAAAUAAUUUUGUAAAGUUAGUGCGAAUGCUGAUGCAUGUAUUGGAUUACGGGACGGUCGCGAACGGCGAUCACUUCCUCAACGGCCAAGAAGGACGCUGCUGAUCGAGUGCUCUAAAAGGCAGUUCCAAUUCUGCUGUCCAACUGUGUAUUGCUCCAAAAAAAUAAAUUAAUAAAAAAAGAAAAGGCUGAAAACUAACAGGCAGCCGGCGUUAAUUAGCUUCAAUUGGGCGAGAAAGGAGCCAAACAGCAAAAAAAUAACAACAGUGAACGAAAUGCGAAGAAGAAGAAGCGGUGAUCGCGUGUAUGUGUAAUCGAGUGUCUGUGUGCUCUCGAAUGGAAUGCAGUUACGAAAAAAGUAAAUAAAUAAUUGAGAGCGCGCAGGGCAGCCCCGCCUCCACCUCCACCCGCGCCAGCUAGCCAGCUUGCCAGCUGCCCCCCUCACACUCCGCCACCACCUUUGGCUAUCUCCCAUUAUCUCUGCGCGCGCGUGUGUGUUCGUGCGUGUGUGUUGGUGCGUGUGGAAGAAAUGAAAGAAAUGCCUUGGCUAAUGUAAACAGCGCAAAGAGAAACCCCCAAAUGAAAGAGUAAAGAGCAAAAGAAAAAGCGCGCGUCUCAGACUUAAAAAAAAAAUUAAAUAAUUUUACACAAAAAAAAAAAAUGCCGAACCAAUCGCAACACCACCUGCAGCCGCAUCCCCAUCACCUGAGGCCCCAGCAGCAGCAGCAACAACAACAGCAGCAGCAACACCAUCGUCAGCAGCAGCAGAACCAUAGCGAUUUUCCGCUGCCGGACGGCUGGGACAUUGCCAAGGAUUUUGACGGCAAGACCUACUACAUAGACCACAUCAACAAAAAGACCACAUGGCUGGAUCCCAGAGACUGCUACACGAAGCCACAGACCUUCGAGGACUGCGUGGGCGAUGAACUGCCGAUGGGCUGGGAGGAGUCCUAUGACCCCAACAUUGGCCUCUACUACAUCAACCAUCUGGCCCAGAGCACCCAGCUGGAGGAUCCGCGCCAGGAGUGGAAGAGCGUCCAGGAGCAGAUGCUGAGCGACUACCUAUCCGCGGCCCAGGACCAGCUGGAGAACAAGCGCGAAAUGUUCGACGUGAAGCAGCAGCGCCUGCUCUGGGCCCAGGAGGAGUACAACCACCUCAAGCUGGCCGCCAGUAGAAGCAGCCUGUGCUCCUCCUCAAGCUCGAUGAGCCGGCACGAUCCCGAGCUGCUGAGAGCUGACCUGAUGCUGGCCCGGGAACGAGUCCAUCAGCUGAAGCAGGAACUGAACCAUAUCACCAACGACAUAUCCUACACGGAGCGCGGCAUGAACACCCUGUACUCGGUGGGGGAGAAGAUCAACGCCCGCCAGAACGGCUGCUACGACAUCGCCGAGGUGCAGGCCAUUCGGGAGGAGAUGCUGAAGGUGCACAAGUCCCUGGUGUCCGGCGAGAAGGUGCGCGAGGAGCUGAUGCGCAGCCUGGUGCAGAUCAAGAACGAGCUGAGCCGCCAGCAGAUCAGCGAGGAGAACUCCGACCUGGCCUCGCCCUUCGACCGGGUGUGUGUGGCCAGUCAGACGGAUCUGUGCGGCUCCACCGGCGACAACCUGAACGGGGGAGCCCGGUUCGCGGAAAUGGCCAAGACCAAGCUGCAGUACGCGGAGUGGCGCAAGCACAUAAAGAAGCUGCAGCAGCAGCUGGCCGAUCACGUGGAGCGCAUCGAGCCGGGCCAACUGGAGUCCGACAAGGACCGCAUUCUGCUCAUCCAGGAAAAGGAGAAGCUGCUGAAUGACCUGAACAGCAUCUCCCUCAAGUCGCGCAGCGAGGAGGAGAAGCGGGUGAUCCAGCAGACGCGAAACAAGCUGGAGGAGGACCUCAAGGAGGCCUACGAAGCCAACAACACCUGCGUGGCCAACCGCCUGCGCUUCCACGAGGAAAAGCAGCUCCUGCUGGACAAGCUGCAGGAGGCCCUGAAGUCCACCAAGCUGCUGGAGGAGCGGCUGAAGUCCUUCUCCUCCGAGAGCACCUUUUCGAUUAGCAGCGGCAGCAGCUUGGGAUCCCUCUCCACCGCCAGCAGCAAGAGUGCUCUGAGCUUCACCGAUAUCUACAUUGAUCCCUUCGCCGUGGACUCGCCCAUCGAUGUGGUGGACCUGAGACGCCGCUCGCAACGAUUGUUCCAGCAACACCAGCGCCUUCACCCAGUACAUCCUGGCUUGCAGCAACAGCAGUCCUCGGAGGUGUCUCUUUCGCCGCGCAGCAGCCUGUCCAUGGAAACGCCGCCCGCCUCGCCGAUGAAGUACAAUCCAGGCGCAGAUCAGGCGACCCAAGCACUCAAAGAGGAGCCUACCUAUGCCAACGCUCUGCCCGCGCCUCCCGCCUACACAGCCCCGCCCCCAGUGCCGGUGUCGGGCGUCAGAGCACGACCAUACGACCUAGAUUCCACCGUGCUGGAUUGCAUGAUGCUGGAGGCCAAGCUGCAGAAACUGAACCUGGGCACGCCGCUCAACCUAGCCGCAGCCCCCCUGUCUCCGAUUUCGGAAAAGCCGUCGCUGCUGGAUCUGCCGCAGGAGAUGCUCAGCAGGUCCUCCUCCACCUCCAACACGCGAUCCGUGUCAGCGGCCGUCAGCAACGAGUCGGUGGCCGGGGACUCGGGCGUCUUUGAGGCAUCGCGUGCCCAUCUGCCACGCAAGGAGCUGGCCCAAGUCCAGAUCGGACUCAAGUAUUUGAAGCCGGAGGGCGUCUUGGUGGUGUCUCUGGAACGGGCUAAUAAUCUUCUGGCGCUGUGGACAGCUUCGGCAGACAACUCGCAAGUAUACCUACGUGCUGCCUUGCUGCCCAACUCGCUGACCUCCAUUCGGACAAAGGCGCUGGGGGAUUUCCAGAAGCCCGUCUUCAACGACACCUUCGCCGUGCCCAUCACGCUGGACAAGCUGCUGACCAAGAGCCUGCAGGUGACGGUGGUCACCAUGACGGGCCAAAAGGAGGAGAUCAUUGGCACAGUUCAAAUCAGCAUGGCCGAGUUCAACCCGGAAGACUCCACCCUAAAGUGGUACAACGUGCUCAGCUCCAAAUUCAUUCCCACCUUUGAAUCCCUGGACAUUCCCUCCACCAGUGCCGCCGCAGCUGCCGCCGCCGUUGCCGCCAGUAACAACAAUCGGGAGGAGUCUUCGGACGAGUCCACCAUUACCUCCUCGCAAACGUCCACGCUGACGCGCAACCAGGCGCCGCCCAUGGAACUGCAGGCCCAGAUCGCCGAGGAGCAGCCAGAGCAAGGCCGUCUCAACGACCAGGACGGCAGCGAUGACGACGACGAUGACGAAGAGGAGGAGGAAGAUGACAAGCAGCUCAUCAGCGAUGUUGGCCUAAUGAACUCGAGCUGCAUGCUAGAUGCCUAUAUGCAGAACAUGAAGCAGGAGUUCGCCGACAAGGAAACGAAUACGGACUGCGCCUUCCUGCCGGAGAAGUCCCGCGGCCAGUCCCAGAUGAUGGAUGACAGGCCCGUGAAGCGAUCCCAGACCUUCACGCCCUCAGCGGCCGUCAGCAAGAACCGCUACAACUGCCGGCUCAACCGCAGCGACUCUGAUUCUGCAAUGCAUUGCGGAGUGGCGCCACACACCUUCCAGCGUGGUGCUGCCGAGCGGAGAUCCCUGCGCUUCCACCCCAAGGCUCCAAAGUCAGUCACAAAACUGCAUCAUACUCACAUACCACGCACCAGCUUGGACUUGGAGCUGGACCUGCAAGCCCAGCACAGCAAACUGUACUUCCUUAAUGACCAAAUCGCCAAGCUGCAGAACCUCAAAGAAGUUUUGCAGAAAGCUUGCGAGAACAAGGAUCCUCUGAUUGCCGCGUGGGCCAUUGAGAACGAAGAGUUCCAACGCCUGGUGGCUCGUGCCGAUCCCGCCAAGUGUCCCGAAGAGCGUCAGCUGCAAAAGCUGCUCAUGAAAACCGCCAAAGAGAUCCACAAGCUGCGCAAGACCAAGGUGCCCAAGGGUUGCCCUGAUCUAGUGUCGUUCAAGGAGAAAAUUACUUUCUUCACGCGCAAGGGUAUGUCAGUGCCCGAGUUGCCCAGCGAAUUCACCUUGCCCGAAGCCAAUACAAUCCUCUUCGAGGAGGAAGAGGAGGAGGAGGAGGAAGAGGACGAGGAUGAGUUCUAUAACAAUGCUGCUGAGACGGCCAUUGCCAUCAACACGGCACUGGUGGCGAGCAACAAUCGAAACAAGAAUCUCAGUGAUCACCAGAAUCGAGUUGCCAGCGGUGCUGUGCCCAAAGUACCGGCUACACCAGCCACUCCAGCAGCUUCUCCAGCCGCCAAUCCUCCUCCAGCCACUCCUACCACCACUCCGGCUACUCAAGCGACUCCUACAGCAGUUCCUGUUCCCGUGGAUGACAACAAUACGGAGCAACAGCGCUACGACUAUGUUGUGGAUCGCACUUACGGCGUAGAGGUCUAACCACCUCGUCCGCUUCGCCCCAUCGCUGUACAUUUUUGUAAUUAAUUUAGUAUUUAUUUUCGCUAAGCAACAAGUAUUUAUGUGUAUAAACAACUGAUGUAACAAAUAUCUGUGCCUUAUAGAGAACGUGAGAUAGAGAGAGAAUGUAGAGGAGAGAUGACCAUGCUAAUGAAAUGAUAUAUUUACGCAUAGUUAUGCUGUAGACCUAAGCACUAUUUUUAUAUUUAGCCUAGAACCGUAGCCUAGCAGACCCAACUAGACCCGUGGUCAGUUGUACAAAUUGACCCCCCACUGAUGACCAUAUAAGCGAAACUGAGAGAUACAAAACCACCAUACAAUGCCCCCACCCAAAACGAAAGUAAAAUAUUAAUAACACAGCACCCCGCACAAAAAUUCAAACAAAACGCGCACAUUGUGCGUUCAAUGAGCCCCCUUAAAUUCAUAUUGAAACCAACUGUAUUUAUAAGACUUGAGCAAAAUGAUACGAAUGUUUAUAAAUAUUUUUAUACGCGUCUAGGAAUAGUAAUACCACCUACCUACCGCCUUGACUACCCAGGCCACUCAAGCCACGUACACAAAACAUGAACGAAGUGAAAUAUUUAUUGUAUUCUAUUGAUGGAUGAGCGUAUAGCACUCGAAUCCGAUCGGUUAGGUUAGUUAGCUUGCGUUUUUGUUAAGCUCAAAACGAAUUCUUAUAAUAUAAUUUUUUUUAUAAAAAAAUCCUAUGAAAUCCUAUACAAAAAAAAUAUAAUAUGAAUAAAAAAUGAACCACACAAAAAAGUGAAUGUACCAUAUUAGAUAAUCGUCACUAUUUUAACGUUAAGAUACCCCUUAAACCACAAACCUAGACCCCCAUUGAAAAGCGAGAAAACCAUGAAAUGAAACCUUGUUAUGCUUCCACGAGCGAACCUGUUGAAACUGUUGAACUCUUUGCGACGAAGCACUGAAUUUUUAUGAAAUGAUAUGAAAUUACCCUCAGCUCUAGUUUAGUGUAGGUUCUGUGCAAAACUUCUCUGUUGUUUACGUUUUCACUAAUCCAUGCCCAGACCCCGAAAACACACAAAAUUAGUUAGUAGAGCAAAGAGUCCCCACGCAUAUUUUUUCAAUACUGUAGUAAUUUUAGUUUUAAUAAAUUAUAUGAAAGUGAACAUG
Molecule: messenger RNA, 5743 nt
Organism: Drosophila bipectinata
Lineage: Eukaryota; Metazoa; Arthropoda; Insecta; Diptera; Drosophilidae
Gene: kibra
Product: WW and C2 domain containing protein kibra
Biological process (GO): regulation of DNA-templated transcription; cell migration; regulation of hippo signaling
Cellular component (GO): cytoplasm
Molecular function (GO): molecular adaptor activity; kinase binding
Source: RefSeq, a predicted model, not a curated record